CGAGAAGAGCGAGCAGAGGUUGUUAGUGGGGGAAGUGGAGGAGGAGGUGGUCUCUUCCUCUGGAGGGAGGAGGCGGCGACCAGAGCCGUGUUCUCAGCAGAUAGGGGCUACAAGGGGCAGCAGUGUGAGGCAGUGCCAGCGCCCGCUCCUCGGAAGGGUCUGGCAGGCUCUGCAUUGACGCCUACCCUGCCCCCUAAUCUCUACCAGUGUCACAAGCUGUGCCAGCCAUGGAGGUCCCUGACAGCACCAGCAUGGAACCAGCUGCGGGCAGCGGAUGGGACCUGGGCACGCAGGUGCAGAUCCGGGUGGCCAUAGAAGCCGCCGAGGACGACGAGCCGGACACUGUGGAUUAUGGAGGUGGCCAUGAGGGAGGAAGCUGCAGCGAGGACGACUACAGCCGCGGGGACAAAUACAGUGGAGCAGCCACAAGUGGAGGAGAGAAUGACGGGGAUGAGCUUGACCAGGACUGGAAGUCCCCAGACCCAGAACUUAUCCAGAAACUUGUUGUGCAGAUUGAGUACUACCUCUCUGAUGAGAACUUGGAGAAAGAUGCCUUUCUGUUGAAACAUGUGAGAAGAAACAAGAUGGGCUUUGUCAGUGUUAAACUACUUACCUCUUUCAAAAAGGUAAAGCAUCUCACCCGUGACUGGAGGACCACUGCCUACGCUUUAAGGUAUUCUGAUAUACUUGAAUUAAAUGAAGACAACAGGAAAGUUAGACGAAAAUCUCCAGUUCCAGUUUUUCCCAGUGAGAACCUCCCCAGUAAAAUGCUCUUGGUUUAUGACCUUCACUUUAUUCCAGAGCUGCAAUGUUUAAAUAAGGAGCAAGAAAAUGGGGGGAUGCAAGAAAAGAUAAUGGAGCAGCUACUUAAGAGUUUUGGAGCUUUUGGAAGCAUCUCCUCUAUACGCAUCCUAAAACCUGGUAGGGAUCUUCCAUCAGAUGUGAAAAGAUUCAGCAGUCGAUACACUCAGGUUGGAACCAAGAAUUGUGCAAUAGUUGAGUUUGAGGAGGUGGAGGCUGCAAUUAAAGCACAUGAAACUCUUAAUGCCGAAAGUGACACUGAUGAUGGUAUAAAGGUUGUGCUAAUAGGCAUGAAGCCACCAAAGAAAAAGAUUCAGAAAGACCGAAGCAAAGAAGAAGACUCUAAGAAUCUUCGCAAAAAUAAGUCUCUCAACAAAAGGGUUGAAGAGUUACAGUAUAUUGGAGAUGAGUCUACAGGUUAUAGCACUUCAGAGCCGGAUAGCAAUCCCAACUCUCCAAUGGUGGGCCGAAAGAUCCAGUCAACCAAUAAGUUGAGCCCAUCUGCUUACCCAAAUAAUCACUUGAGUCCAAAUGCUUCACCCAGAAAUAGCCCUUGGAGUAGUCCUUGUGGCCAGCGUAAGGGGGUCAAGCAUUCCCCUCUUGCUGACGGCAUGAGCCCUGAAGUUUCAAGAAGGUCUACAGAGUACUCUUCAGACAGCAGCAUCACGCCAUCUAGUAGCCCUUGGGUCCAGAGAAGAAGACAAGCCCAAACGGUAACACAGGAAAAAAGUCCAGCGUGUAGUCCAAUGCUUGGGAGGAAGAUACAGAAUGCGGAUGGACUUCCUCCUGGUGUCCUGAGGCUGCCUAGAGGUCCUGAUGGUACAAAAGGGUUCCAUAAUGGAACAGAAAGGAAUAAGCUUGUGCAGAAUGUAUGAAUUCCAUGCAACCUUAUGGGACUUAAAAUUCUGUCAACACUUGCCACUAGUAUUGAAGUCUCCGGUAUGCAAGACUGUGCAUGUGGAGCCUCCACUAUUCCAGAGCUCGGCAACGCUUCUACCUGGCAAGAUAUUGAUUUCUAGAAAGACUGAUAAGAAGUCUGUAUUUAUUAUUUUUUUAUCUGAUUUUUCACUUACUUUGUACAGUUGGCAACAGUUAUGCUGCAUUAUAUUUUUUAUUUGUUUUUUUUAAGUUUGUUAAACCCUUUUAAUUUCUAUUUCGAUCUUACUGGGUAUCUGAAGCAAUUGCUAUUCAUUGACACUUAUCAACAUACUAAGGCGAGGAACGCAACAGGUUGCAUUAUCUCCAAAAUCUAUUGGCAGCUAGGACUAGUUUAUCCAAUAGGCUGUUGUUAAUCUUUCUGCAAUUCUCAUUGUACACUUCCAAAGACAGACGUGUAUAAAGAAUGUAUAUUUUCUGUGCUGUGAAUUAAAUGAACUUCCAUAAGC
This is a messenger RNA of Bufo gargarizans (Asiatic toad), 2186 nucleotides long. RefSeq names its product La ribonucleoprotein 6, translational regulator (gene LARP6). The record is from RefSeq and is a predicted model, not a curated record. The transcript is spliced from 3 exons. The coding region runs from base 228 to 1676 and encodes 482 amino acids. Lineage: Eukaryota; Metazoa; Chordata; Amphibia; Anura; Bufonidae. Gene Ontology annotation, cellular component: nucleus. Gene Ontology annotation, biological process: RNA processing. Gene Ontology annotation, molecular function: mRNA binding.